AUGACUUUCUACUGGGGCUGCGAGGUGACGAUCCUGAUCAGCUCGUGGCACACAAAGACAUGGCUCAGUUACUCACUCUCCUUACUCGCUUGUCUCAUCGCUUCCAUCUUCUACCAGUACCUGGAGAACCGCCGCCUGCGACUCAAACUCAUCUCCAGCGCCUCUGCGAAAGCGAAUUCAUCACCCUCGGCUGCGAUCGAAGAGCCGCUGCUUCAGACGAUGGGUGGUGGGGGGAAAGGGAGGUGGUCGGCGGCGAGAGUGGGAGGAGCUGUGCUUUUUGGGAUAAAUUCAGGGAUUGGGUAUUUGUUGAUGUUGGCCGUCAUGUCGUUUAAUGCAGGGGUGUUCUUGGCUGUUGUUUUAGGAUUGGCAAUUGGGUAUUUGUUGUUUAGAAGUGAGGAUGAGAAUUUGAUGAUUCUUGACAAUCCUUGUGCUUGUGCUUAG
Messenger RNA from Dovyalis caffra, 441 nucleotides. NCBI's taxonomy places the organism in Eukaryota, Viridiplantae, Streptophyta, Magnoliopsida, Malpighiales, Salicaceae. The record is from the annotation of a GenBank genome assembly.